AUGAACUCUUCCUGCAGCUCGUCCACCUUCACCUCCUCCAUGAGCUCCACCAAGUAUCCUAAGGUGGCUCAGGGCUUGGCAAGGAGCGCAGAGGAGCACUCUGGGGUUCAAUGUAAGACCUCCGCUGUGGUGGAGUCCUUCAACCAGGUACAAAAAUCCCCCCAAAUCCCAGAGGGAGAGUCUGUCCCAGAUUUUGAAGUGAAGCUACGCCCCAUCACUCCCCAAGAGGGUGACAAUGCUGCAUUCAAGGCAAAUGUGACUGGGAAUCCACAGCCCAGUGUGAGCUGGGAGCGAGCUAGUGGGUUCCCACUGUCUGUGGCAACAAAAUCUUCCCAUGACAACAUCGACAAACAGCAUAUACUGAAGAUCAAAAAUCUGACCUUGGAGGAUGCCGAUGUCUACAAGUGCACUGCCUCCAACAAGCACAGAGAUGCUGCCUUCUCCAUAUCACUCAGUGUUACAGAAAAACCAUCAAUGGACUUCAAAAAGAUGCUGGAGAAGCAGCAGGGGAACACAUAUAUGUUUUUGCAUGUAUCCAGAAAUACCCACAGGACAAGAUCUAAAGAGUUGCUGAGGUAUGGAGAAGAGAAGAAGAAGCCACCUACAGAGGAGGAGAUGUUAAAGAUCCUGGCUGGAGCUGACAAGAAGGACUGGGGGAUCUGUGCCAAGUAUGGCUUCAGCAACAUCAGAGGCAUUCUCAAGAAGUUCAAGGAGAUGAAGAAGAAAGUGGAGGUGGAGAUGGUGCGUGUCUUGAAGCCCCUGGAAGACAUCACUGCCAAAGUUGACAUCGUGUUCUUGGAACUGAAGGAUCCAAACAUCAGGAUCAGUGGUUUUUGCGUUGUGCUUGCAAUUCAGGGCGCAGAGCUGCAGUGGGUCCAGUACUCUCAUGGGAAAUAUGAAGUGAAACUGAUGGGAACUAAGCACAUGCUAUGCAUUUCUUGCGUGCACCUGAGUGACAUGGGCACCUACACUCUGCAGGUUGGAGACAAGAGACUUUCGGCAUCCAAAAAAAGAGUAAAUGAGCGACAGACUGCUGUGUUCGAGGUCCAUCUUUCCAAGAAAACAGAUCGACCCCUAAUCUGGAAGGUUAGUGGGAGGGAAAGAGAUGAAAAGUCUGAUGUCUCUCUGUAUGAGGAUGGUCUGACCUACACCUUAAAGAUUAAGGAUAUGAAAGCCACUGACACUGUUUACCAGAAUGUCUGUGUGCAUGAGAGAAGCACAGCCCGCCUGGAGUGUGAGAUGAGCUCCAAGGACGUGCACAUUCACUGGCUGAAGGAUGGGUGUGAUAUCACAGCAAGCGGGCGCUACAUCUUCAUGCAUGAGGGGAAAAGGGCAGAGGUUAUUAUAGAAGAGUGUCAGAUGGCUGAUGAGGGAGAGUACUCUGUUGUCUGCACUCAGGACAACGAUGCACACGAAUAUGUCAAGUCUGCUAAAGUCACUGUGGCUGGGAAGAAUUCUGCUCUCAUCUGGUAUUACAAAGGCAAACCAGAUCCUAAGCUUACCUGGUAUAAGGAUGGUGUGAAGGUUAUGGAGGAUGAGGGGACCAAGGUGGAGCAGACAGAUAAUAGCACCUCAUUGGUGCUUAACCGCCCAAAGCCUCCUCAAGGGAAAGUUGAGUUUCUUGAGCCGUAAGAGAAGUGUAUCAAGAUGAAAUGGAAGGCUCGAAGUGACAACGGGGGUAAGCAGGUCACCAGUUUUGUGAUCGAUCGCUGUAUGGUAGGCAAGAGGUCCUGGAACAGGGUUGGAGAAGUGGAUAGUAGCAUUAAUGCCUUCACUGAUGAUAAAGUGGAGGAGGGCCAUGCAUACUAGCAUUGCAUCAGGGCCAUCAAUGAAGAGGGAAUGAGUGACCCUCUGGAGACAGAGGAGGCCGUGGUGGAGAGCCCAUAGGUGAAGCCUCCAGGUACAGCAUCACAGCCUCAUGUGUCUAAUUUAACUAAGAACACCAUGACAGUGAGUUGGAGUCCUCCAGCCAGUGAUGGAGGAGCUUCAGUUCACGGCUACAUCUGUGAACUGAGGAGAAAUAAAGGCUGCAAAUCCAUAAGGAGCUACUCACUGUGUGUUGUUUAUUUUUCUCUGACAUCUAUUCUCCUGAAGAAUAACUAUGGAGAGGCUCACUAUAAAGUCCAUGUUAAGGUUAUAGAUGUUCCCCAACCGCCAAACAACCUCCAGUUGGUGGAGGAGAUCCUGGACACAGUGGCUCUGCAAUGGGAUCACACCCGUGACCUGUGGUUUACUGUGACCGAGUGUGUUUUCAUUAGCAAGUACACUGUUACUGGACUGCUUCCAGGAAGGAAGUACUAUUUUAGGGUCACCGCACAGAAUUCAGUCGGUGACAGGGAUCCCUUAGAUUCAAAGCAACCUUUCAUCAUCGCCAAGGAGAAAGAGAGCAUCAACAGCCUUCAGGGGAAGGAAUAUGCAUUACCUCAAAGUCAUGUUAAACUUACUUUCCUGCUGCCGCUGAAGGACUAAGCCGUUCUCAGAGGACAUGACUGCAACAUGAGCUGUGUUUGCUGGUUUCAAGGGGAAUCCGUGAUCUCUGAUUCCACUCACUUUUGGCACCGCACAGUUAAUGGAGUGUGCACUCUAGUCAUCCCCACUUGUGGAGCUCAAGACAAUGUAGAAUACAUUCUGGUGCUGGAAAACCCUCUGGGGAUGGUCAAGUGUACCUGUAACCUAGUAGUGUAUGGUAGGUUCUACAAUGAGAGAGGGUGGAGGGUGAAAUAA
This is a messenger RNA of Pundamilia nyererei, 2724 nucleotides long. Its product is annotated as immunoglobulin superfamily member 22. Lineage: Eukaryota; Metazoa; Chordata; Actinopteri; Cichliformes; Cichlidae. The record is from RefSeq and is a predicted model, not a curated record. Gene Ontology annotation, biological process: sarcomere organization. Gene Ontology annotation, molecular function: protein binding. Gene Ontology annotation, cellular component: M band.